AUGGCUAGCCAGGAAUCGCUGUUCAAGUCGCAAUUCGACGACGACGCAGGCGUCAAGAGCGGGUCCCGCUCAGACGAGCCCGACAGAAUCCAAAUCAAGCCCGUCAACGACGAGGACGACACCUCGGUGAUGAUCACGUUCAACCAGAAAGUGUCGCCCUUCAUCAUCGUGCUCACGUUCGUCGCAUCCAUUUCCGGGUUCAUGUUCGGUUACGACACCGGUUACAUCUCCAGUGCGCUGGUGUCGAUCGGCACAGACCUCGACGGAAAAGUCCUCACGUACGGCGAAAAGGAAAUCAUCACUGCAGCCACGUCGCUCGGGGCCCUGAUCACCUCGAUCGUCGCGGGUACCGCGGCCGACCUGUGGGGCCGCAAACCGUGUCUGAUGUUCUCCAACCUGCUUUUCGUGGUCGGUGCCGUGCUCCAGAUCUCGGCCCACCGCUUCUGGCAGAUGGCUGCCGGCAGGCUGAUCAUGGGUUUCGGCGUGGGUAUCGGGUCCCUGAUUUCGCCGCUCUUCAUCAGUGAAAUCGCCCCCAAAAACAUCCGUGGCCGUCUCACCGUCAUCAACUCGCUGUGGCUGACCGGCGGUCAAUUGAUCGCCUACGGCUGCGGUGCGGGUCUCGACAAAGUCCACAACGGUUGGCGUAUUCUGGUGGGCCUCUCAUUGAUUCCCACCGUCAUCCAGUUCACCUGUUUCUGUUUCUUGCCCGACACGCCACGUUACUACGUGAUGAAGGGCGAGCUCCAAAAGGCCUCCAACGUGCUUUCCAAGAGUUACGUCGACGCGCCCGAGGAUUUGAUCGAGCAAAAAAUUAAAGAACUAAACGCUCUAAACAGAGCGAUCCCCGGCGAUACCGUCUGGGAACGUAUCUGGAACACCAUCAAGGAAAUUCACACUGUUCCUUCCAAUUUCCGUGCCCUCAUUAUCGGUUGUGCUCUGCAAGGUAUCCAGCAAUUCUGUGGUUGGAACUCGCUCAUGUAUUUCUCCGGUACUAUUUUCCAAACGGUUGGGUUCUCCAACUCCACCGCCGUGUCCAUCAUCGUCGCAGGUACCAAUUUCAUCUUCACCUUGGUUGCGUUCUUCGCCAUUGACCGUAUUGGUCGUAGAGUCAUUCUGUUGAUCGGCCUACCUGGUAUGUGUGGCGCCUUGAUUGUUUGCGCCAUUGCCUUCCACUUUAUGGAUAUCCAGUUCAAGGGCACCGAAGCUGUGGUUGCCAAUGGUGGCUUCAGCGCCUGGGGUAUCGUGGUGAUCGUGUCCAUCAUCGUGUACGCCGCGUUCUACGCUCUUGGUAUCGGUACCGUGCCAUGGCAACAAUCCGAGCUUUUCCCUCAAGCUGUAAGAGGUAUCGGUACGUCUUACUCUACCGCCACCAACUGGAGUGGUUCUUUGGUCAUUGCCUCCACAUUCUUGACCAUGUUGCAAAACAUCACUCCAACGGGUACUUUUGCAUUUUUCGCAGCUCUGUCCUUCAUAUCUUUCUUGUUCUGUUACUUCUGUUACCCAGAGUUGUCUGGUCUCGAAUUGGAAGAAGUUCAAAUGAUCUUGGCAGAUGGCUUCAACAUCAAGGCUUCCAAGACUUUGGCCAAGAAAAGAAAGCAGCAAUUGGCAGCUCAAAAGGCCGCGGCCAAACACGGCGGCCUAGAAGAAUUUCACAAGAGCAAGCCUUCCGACGAAUUGAUGGAGUGCUAG
This is a messenger RNA of Lachancea fermentati, 1689 nucleotides long. Lineage: Eukaryota; Fungi; Ascomycota; Saccharomycetes; Saccharomycetales; Saccharomycetaceae. The record is from the annotation of a GenBank genome assembly.